UCCUCCACUCCCACUCCCACUCCCACUCGCGCUCGCUCGAUCGAUCAGUUGCUCACUUCAGUUCGAAUCCAAGCGGAGUGGCGGCGAGCGCUGCAACCGCCUCCCCCCGACCGUCGGAGGAGGGCGGAGCCGUCUCUUCUCGUCUCUCGUGGUUGCCGCCAUGAGCAGUGUCAGUAGAGGGACCCCCAAGCGGAGGUGGCGAUGAAGGCGACGCCGCCGCCGCCCGGGGCGGCGAAGAGGCGGAGGGGCCCGCGCGUGGCCGUGCUGGCGCUCGUCUUCUGCUCGCUGCUCGUUCCCCUCGCCUUCCUCUUCGACCGCUCUCAGUCCGGUGGGUACGUCUCUACGGAUGAGCGGCACCGACAGGCAGGGCAACUGGAGGUUGUUCUGCCUUCCUUCCAUCACGUGGAGAAGACGGAUGGUGACGGUACUGUCAAUGGACUGAUGCAGUAUACACCAAAGAAGAUGCCCAAAGGUAACAGCGGAGAGCUGCAGAAGCAUAAACAAACUGAUAGGCACACCUCUCGUGUUAACACUAAACCAAAAGUUCUUCCCACACCAAAAACUGACCCAUCAGAGACGGUGAAGGAGCUAACUCGAGGCACAAGAGAGGUUAGUGAAGAAAGAAAGAGACGAGACAAAGGCACAAACACAGAUGAAGUGGAAAAUGCGAAAACAUGUCAACUUGAAUUUGGGAGCUACUGCCUCUGGUCCAGAGAACACAAAGUAGUCAUGAAGGAUUCCAUUGUGAAAAGGCUAAAGGACCAACUAUUUGUGGCACGCUCAUAUUAUCCAAGCAUUGCUAAGCUUGAAGGAGAGGAGGAACUUACUCGGGUAAUAAAGCAAAACAUACAAGACCAUGAGAGGGUUCUCAGUGUAUCUACUGUUGAUGCCGAUCUACCAUCCUUUAUCAACAAGAAGAUGGAUCAGAUGGAGCAAACAAUAGCGAAAGCAAAAUCUUGCACUGUAGAUUGUCACAAUGUUGACAGGAAGCUUCGUCAGAUACUUGACAUGACUGAGGAUGAAGCUCAUUUUCAUAUGAAGCAGAGUGCAUUCCUUUACAACCUCGGUGCUCAGACAUUGCCUAAGAGCCAUCAUUGUCUGUCUAUGAGGUUGACACUAGAGUAUUUCAAAUCCUCUUCAUUGGAUUCAGAUGACUCUUCUACUCGCAAAUUUAAUGCUGCAAAUGGUAGGCACUAUGUUGUACUAUCUAAGAACAUCCUUGCGGCUUCAGUUGUUAUCAAUUCAACCGUGAGCAGUUCAAAGGACUCAAAAAGCAUCAUUUUUCAUAUCUUAACUGAUGCCCAAAAUUUCUAUGCCAUGAAAUACUGGUUUGACAAAAAAUCAUACAGAAAGUCAGCUGUCCAUGUUAUAAACUUUGAGGAUAUUAUUAAGGAGAAGUUAACAAAGUUUAGUGUGCGGCACCUGUAUUUGUCAGAGGAGUUCCGUGUUCUUGUUAGGAGCACUGAGCAACCUGCUGGGAAGACAAGAAUGGAUUACCUAUCAUUUUUUAGUCACUCACAUUUCUUCAUUCCAGAAAUGUUCAAGGAUCUAAAGAAGGUGGUUGUGUUAGAUGAUGAUGUGGUUGUUCAACGUGAUCUCUCUUUCUUGUGGAAUCUUGAUAUGGGGGACAAUGUAAAUGGUGCCAUUGAAAUUUGUGGUUUAAGACUGGGUCAAGUGAGAAAUCUCUUGGGUGGUACAACAUUUGAUGCCAAGUCAUGUGCAUGGAUGUCUGGGAUAAAUGUUAUAAAUUUGGAUAAAUGGAGGAAGCACAAAGUUACAGAGAACUAUCUGCUGAUUCUGAAAAAGGUCGUUAUGAAGGAUGAGACAUCUCUGCGAACAGCAGCCUUUCCUCUAAGUUUGCUAUCUUUCCAACAUCUAAUUUAUCCCCUUGAUGAGAGGUUGAUUUUGUCUGGACUUGGAUAUGAUUAUGCAAUUGAUGAAGAGGUUGCACGUAGUUCUGCAGUAUUGCACUACAAUGGCAAUAUGAAACCUUGGCUUGAAUUAGGUAUACCAAGCUACAGGAAAUACUGGAAGAGGUUCCUCACUCGAGAAGAUAAAUUUAUGGAUGAGUGCAACGUAAAUCCCUAACAGGCUAACACAAUUGAACCUGGUAUUCAGACCAACUGAUAGCACUGUGCAAUUGUGCAUCAAGGUGUCGCACCCAUAUGUGCAUACUGACUGGGUACUAUAGCUCCCAAAAGUUUGUGUUGUGCAGUAGGACACCAAAUACAGCUGUGGAACAGACGGGGUGCUGUCGUUGCCUCGUUGGCCAUCAUUGUCGGCCGAAGGGUGGACAAAGCAUUAUCUAUUCAUUGAAUUGACGGUAUUGAUUAACUUAUUUUUGCAAUGGGAUUAGAGUGUCAAAUAUGGGGACUACAUACGUUGCAUAUAUGGAUGGUUGAUGGGUCGUCAAGUAAAGGUGGGUGUCAUCCUUAUUGUCCAGAUAGACAUUGUCCAGAUUGUUAGAUAGGAUUUUCAGUGAGCUCCUGGGCUCAUUGGUACGUUCCACGCUCCAUCGAUUCUUGAUUUGUUUUUCUUUUCCUUUUCUGCCAAUAAGCACAAAUAUAUGUAAUCCUGAUAGCCGUUUUUUUUGUUCUUAGUUGUAGCGCGUGGAUUAUAUGUAUCGUCUUCUUCCCACGGAAAGAUUUCUGUAGGAAGCUUUUGACACCUCUGUAGUCUGUAGAUGACCUGUACUGGAAUGUUUUUUUUUUUGUGCAAGUCAAUGAUUUUUGCAACUUUUCGGCCAUAGUUCCUCAAUGAUUUUUUUGCAAGUCAAAUUUGGAUACGGGUAUUACAUUUUUGGGAGAAAU
Molecule: messenger RNA, 2810 nt
Organism: Oryza brachyantha (malo sina)
Lineage: Eukaryota; Viridiplantae; Streptophyta; Magnoliopsida; Poales; Poaceae
Product: probable galacturonosyltransferase 7
Exons: 9
Coding region: 202-2088 (628 amino acids)
Molecular function (GO): polygalacturonate 4-alpha-galacturonosyltransferase activity
Source: RefSeq, a predicted model, not a curated record